Messenger RNA from Colletotrichum phormii, 990 nucleotides. Its product is annotated as Alpha/Beta hydrolase protein. Lineage: Eukaryota; Fungi; Ascomycota; Sordariomycetes; Glomerellales; Glomerellaceae. Gene Ontology annotation, molecular function: hydrolase activity, acting on ester bonds. The coding region runs from base 161 to 829 and encodes 222 amino acids. The record is from RefSeq and is a predicted model, not a curated record. The transcript is spliced from 3 exons.
UCGUAGUGCUGGAGCAUCAGAUUCCAAAGAAUACUCACCCAAUCCUUUCUUGUAAGAAGUGACUCAGCAGAGUCAUGGCCUUUGAGAAGUGCCGCUGGAGAAGAAUACAUCGUUCAGAUUGGCUUUCCAAGAGACUGGCAGAGUCGCUCCAGUCAGUAGAAUGAACCCCGGUCCCUAUCUUUUACCUCACAGAUGGAAACUCUGUAUUUCUAACUGCUUUGGAGUCGAUGCAUCGUCAUUUAUAAGUCGAGAUCUUACACCACCUGCCAAUGGGAUAGCCGGUCACGAAGGAGGUGCCGACGUCCUCCUUAGCUUUUUACAGAACAAAGUCAAACCGUUGGUCGCUCGGCGACUCUACGAGAGCCGCGGCGCGACUGUAGGCCGUGAAGCCCUCUAUGGACAUUCAUACGGGGGACUUCUCUCUUUGUACGCACUAUUCACAAGGACAGAUAUGUUCACCUGUAUCUUGGCCAGUAGCCGUAGUGUCUGGUGGAAUGAGGGCUACAUCGUUACUGAAGAACGCCGUUUUCGAGAGAAAGUAGACUGUAAGAAUAGUAGUCCAUCGCUCAUGCUUUUUGUCGCGAAUGAGGAACAAACUCCAACAAGGAGUAGGGGCGAAGGAGAAGAUGAGUAUAACAGGAGGUUGAGACGGCACCGUGGACUACACAUGGUUGACAAUGUCAUCUCAAUGAAUUCGAGAUUAGAAAGGAGUGCGCGGCUAGAACGUCUCUCGAUAAGAGUUUACCACGGAGAAGAUCACGAAACCGUCGUAGCUUGCUCCCUUAACCGGGGACUUGCAACGUUCCUUGACGAUUGGCCCCUAGUAUGAAAGGAGCAAAGUACACCAAUCCCUGUCGAGCGUAGCCCAUUUCUAAACACGUUGCAUUGACAAUGAUUAUAGGAUAUGCAAAACCUGUGGUUUUAUUAAAGAUGAGUCGUUGAAUGUCCAUUGUCCAACGUCGUCCCCAUGAGUGUGUGAACCUUGCCCAC